AUGAACGGUGGCUUCAAUGUCAGGCUGGACGGAAUUGACCGAACAAUUUGGCUGGUUCCAGUUGCUAUGAAGGGCGAUUGGCCAGCCCUCACGAAGGUGGCUUCAAUGGCACGACACCAUGGGCGAGACACACCAACUAAAGAUGAUGGUGCUGGAAUAUGUCAUCUCUGCUUGGGUGGCCAGAGGAAUCAGCCAUGGCACGAUGUGAGGCACACGAAUAUGAAGAAGCUGCGUCAAGGAGCCCCGCUUCCGUGGAAGAAAACGCCAAGCUUGCUGAAGCCACUGCGCAUUCCAGAGGAGUUGCAGGCCCAGUUCUUCAGAGUUGAUCUCUUCCAUACGUGCCACAAAGGCGUGAUGGCGGACAUCGCUGCAAAUUGCAUAGUCAACUUCUAUGAUUUUCAAGUCUUCGUGGGAGAUUGCUCAGUGGAUACGCUUUGUGAGCUUGUGUAUGCUGACCUGAAGGAGUUUUGUGCCCGACAAUCGCUUGAGUUGAACAUGGUCGCCCUCACAAAGACCCUUCUUGGCUUUCCAAAGUCAAGUAGCUUCCCGACAGGGAGCUGGUUCAAAGGAGCCGACACAACAACCUUGCUGAUUUACCUUGAGACAAAAGUGAAAGACGAGCUUCCAAAGAUUGACGACAAUGAUGUGUCCCUGUACUUCGCUGAGGCCUACUCGGCCAUUUCUAGCGCAAAUGCGUUCCUCAGCAUUUUAUACAAAGCAAAUUUUUGGCUUACGGAUGAUGAGGCCCACAUUGUUUUGGCCCAUGGGAGGCGGUGCCUGAAGGCAUUCAUGACACUUGCGGAAUGGUCCUAUGAGUGGGCUCUGACGAGAUGGAAGCUACAGCCAAAGUAUCAUAUGCUAGGAAAAAUUCUCUACGAGAUAGCCACUGUUCGCGCUGCAAAAGCUAGAGUCCCAAACCCUCUGGCUUGGGGAACUCAAAUGGAUGAGGACUUCGUUGGCCGCGUAGCAGCUAUGAGUAGACGAGUGCACGCGCGCACACUUCAUGAGCGGACCAUUUCCCGCUACCAAAUGGCGCUGAAAGCCCAGUGGUCCCGGUGA
Durusdinium trenchii is the source of this 1059-nucleotide messenger RNA. Lineage: Eukaryota; Dinophyceae; Suessiales; Symbiodiniaceae. The record is from the annotation of a GenBank genome assembly.